Osmerus eperlanus (European smelt) is the source of this 3408-nucleotide messenger RNA. It is a transcript of the gene bbs10, whose product is annotated as Bardet-Biedl syndrome 10. Lineage: Eukaryota; Metazoa; Chordata; Actinopteri; Osmeriformes; Osmeridae. Gene Ontology annotation, molecular function: ATP-dependent protein folding chaperone; ATP binding. The transcript has 4 exons. Gene Ontology annotation, biological process: chaperone-mediated protein complex assembly. The record is from RefSeq and is a predicted model, not a curated record. The coding region runs from base 93 to 1985 and encodes 630 amino acids.
CUCGUUUCUACGUUUCUAGGAUACAGAGUGGUUGAGUUUUUUACGUGAACAACAGACUCUCUGGUCUCUGCUGGCCUCUGCUGGUGCUGGAAAUGCUACCGGCAGAAAGUCUCCAUCUGCGGCAUGUGCUGCAGACCGUGUCGGUCCUGGAGGCGGUAAUCCUCCGCAGCUUCGGGCCAGACGGAGGACAGCUUCUGUUCACACGCGACAGCGGACAGGUGAUGCUGACACGCCACGGAACACGCAUCCUCACGGCUCUACGGUUGGAGCACCCGCUAGCCAGGAUGGUGGUGGAGUGUGUGUGGAAGCACAGUGCUGCUACAGGAGACGGCUCAAAGACCUUCAUCCUGCUGCUGAAGGCCUUGCUCCGGAAGAUACACACGCACACCUCCCAAGGACCGGGGGCUGGCGCCGCCGCCAAGCGACUGGCUGAGGAGCUGCUGGCGUUUGGGCUGGAUGAGCUGGCUGACGUCAUUGACGUACGAGUGAGCCCGUAUUGCUCAGGCCUCUCUGAGAGGAAAGACGCUACAGACACAAACACUCUGCAGAGUCUGGUGGGAGGAUUCUUUCACACCCGUCUCGGACGAGGCCACUGUGAAAUCAUCCAGCGGCUAACCUCUGAGAUGCUGUCUCAGUGCACUUGUCACGACAACCUCCUUGUUACGUCACUCAGGUUUAUUGACGCACAUUUCCCUGCACUGCACACGGCUAUAUCGGGCUUCCCCAUUGGUUCCUCGCGUGUUAUCGAGGGGCAGGUGAUACACAGGGACUUCUCCACUCCCCACCCACCUGGCGACCACCGGCCAAUCAAAGCGCUGAUGGUGACCGAGCCUCUGGAGCCGGAGAUCCUGAAUGGAGGAACUGUGCUGGAGCUAGACAGGAUUGGUGGAGGGGGUACAGGAGUGGGCGGAGUCUUUGCCUGGGCGCAGAACAGGUUAAAGUGUGUGUUUGGGGGCCUGCAGAGUUUAGGCGUCACUCUGCUCCUCUCCUCGGUGAAACAGUCAGAUGCGACCCUGGCUUUAGCUCGGCAAGCUGGGAUGUCUGUAGUAGAAUGUGUACCUGAGGAUGAGCUUUCUCUCUUCGCUCGGCUCAGUGGGGCGGAGCCUGUGUCCGACUGGAGUCUGAUUGGCCGGCAGAACGUUGCAGCGCUGACCUUCUGCCAACCGAUCUUGCUGGGAGCUCACAGGUUUGUCCAUGUGGAAUAUCCUAGGUCCACAGAUGAGGGUAAUAUACAGCCCCCCAGUCUGGUUGUGUGUGGUGCAGAAGAGGGGCAGACUGACCAGUGUGUGUGUGCACUGCGAGAUGCUUUCCGCAUGCUACUGACAACCUUGGAGCCCAUACGCGGGACGGGCACCAGUGAUAGGGGGAGAACCCUACACACACACCGCACCAGGAACACGAACAAAGACACGCACACACUCAGGGAGCCACCCGGGGAGGGUGUGUUGGUAUCUGGCCGUGUCAUCACCGUAGGAGGGACCUUUGAGUGGCUGUUACAUCACGCACUCCUGCACGCCCAGUCACACACUCUCUCAGACACCCACACUCUCUUUGAUGCACACACCCAGUCACGCACUCUCUCAGAUUCCCACACUCCUACACACACAAACAUAGGUAGCCAUGCCCAUAGCAGGAUACUGGCGGAGGCUCUUCUGAGCGUGCCCAGACAGAUCUACUCUCACAGCCCUCAUUGCUACCUACAGGCACAGACGCAGGCUCUGAGGUGCUUGCACGAUGGCGGUCGCACCAUGGAUGGUUCUAGAACGGUCAAGACGGAGUUGGGGCCAAGAGAGACGAGUUCUGGUUCUGUGUUUGGUUGUGGUCUGGAGUCAGUGGCCUGUAAAUACCGUCUGAUACUGGCCGUGCUGCAGUGUGUGAGGAGCCUGCUACGUACGGACGCCAUACUCCACACGCACACACCUUCACACGCACACUCACACAGACAUUCAAACACACCCCAGCAGGAUUCGGAGGAAGAGGACUGAGUCUGAAUAAAGAUACGCUGACCCCAACACAGUCGCCUUUAUUAGUAACUAACUUUGUGAGUAUUUUUCUACCAAUUUUAACAAGUUUGUAUCCAAUCCAUAUUUUUGGUGGUAAGCAUCUGAUUGCAGUGUUUAAUGUCUUAUCACGUGAUAACGGUUCAUGUUUGAGGUCCUAUGAUAUUUGUGUCAAGGACACAAUGUAUAAAGGAAACCAUGCAGGAUCGGUUUAGUGAGGAAGGGUUUGUUUUUGUUGGCUACUUGUGUUGGACUUCUCAUCAUAGCUCUAAUGUUAUCAACAUUCCUCUGUCUUAUCACUGACCUCCUGCCCAGUUUCAAUAACACACACCAUGUUACACACAACCCAAAUACACACACACAUCCUCACACUGCUGUAAUCACUGUUAUCGGGUCAAGAGAAGGGGAUGGCAGGGAGGGUAACACCCAGCUGUCUGCACUCCAAUCACAGCACACUUCCUGCUCUCAACUCAAAUGGCCACAAGAUCCAGCCAAUCACAAAAUUCCUCACAUAAACAACUCUGAACAUGAAAGGUGAGUUAUUUGCGUUAAACACGCACACAGUUUGUUCCCUUGGAUGUGAUAUGGGUUUAUACCUAAAGGGAAAUGUCUGGAGAUAACAAUCCUUACCUUUGGUCUUUGUGAGUCAUGCCGUUCAAAAGAAAUCUUUUAAGACAUAGUGACUCAAAGCAAGAGAAUGUGUUUGUGUGUGUGUGAGAGAGAGAGCAGGGUAAAAGAGAGGUCAGGUUGUUAUUUUCCAGCAAGUGAAAGGAAAGUCAGUGAAAGGUUGUUUAGAGUCCUUUCCAGGCCCAGGACAUUUUUAUUCUCAUGCACGCACACUCACAACCCUCAUACUGCCAACCCAAGACAACCACAAUGAGAGGUUUGGAGAUUACAAUUUAUUUGGCUGUUACAACGUUCAUUACAACCUUGCUUCUGUGCAACAAACAAAUCGACCCAAAGUGUGAGAUGAACAAGACAUUAUAAAAGUGGACAUCAUUCAGCUUACUAGAAUAAACCAAAUGCACCAUUAACAACCUACAACUCGUUAUUUAGAAAUCUUUAACAAAAAAUCAAAAUAAAGUUAUACAAAAGGAGUCAGAGGUUUCAAGGCAUAUUUUUUUUUUAGAACGGCAGUAAGAGAAAGAGAAGAGAGAAGUAGGAAUUAAGAGGUAGAAAAGGAAGAAAGGUGUAACUACUGGAGCGACCAGGCUGCUCCUCUACCACACACCACUGUUCACCACUGUUUACAUCCUGACAUCCUAUUGGCUUUUAGUCACCGUGGUUUGUUUCCAUUAGUUUUGGUUAAGGAAUUCCACUGGCCAAGUAGAGUGUGUUCUGACCUUAGCCAAGAUUCUCCUGUCUAAUCUGAAUCUCAGUAGAGAUGUACUGUUAUUUGGUGUAAAUA